Bufo bufo (common toad) is the source of this 2239-nucleotide messenger RNA. RefSeq names its product proton channel OTOP2-like. The coding region runs from base 140 to 1939 and encodes 599 amino acids. Gene Ontology annotation, molecular function: proton channel activity. NCBI's taxonomy places the organism in Eukaryota, Metazoa, Chordata, Amphibia, Anura, Bufonidae. The record is from RefSeq and is a predicted model, not a curated record. Gene Ontology annotation, cellular component: membrane. Gene Ontology annotation, biological process: proton transmembrane transport. The transcript has 7 exons.
CUUCAAGCAGUGAGGAAAGGCAGGAAUUACCUGGCUGCCUCUCAUGAUUCAGGAGCACAUAGCACUUUACAAGUGUACUCUUCUCAGCAGAGUAACAAUAAUUUCAUCUGUGACCAACAGAAGGUCUGUUCAGUGAAAGAUGGGCACUUUAGAAUCUGCCCAGCAAGAAUUGGAAGUACCCCCCAUUAGCCAAAGCCAUUCAGUAAAUGUUCCAAACACGGUUCGUGAAGAUACGAUGUCUCUACCUACAGCAGAUGCCAUAACUUUGCCCAGUUCUGUGGUUCAAGUGGGUUUGCCUGUCCAAAAUCAGACCCACUGUAUCCAUCAAGUUGCCUCUGACAUCUGGAAGAAAGGAGGCCGCUUGCUUUCUGCACUGCUGGCCAUUAAUGUUGGUCUGAUCGCUUGUGUUCUUGUGAGCAGUGGAACCUUAGAAAAUGUCUCUGUGAAGGACACUGAAGUUCUUGUUUUAUUGGUCAUUCUGAUGCUGCUCUCUACCAUCUGGAUGAUGUUCCAAUUUUAUUUCUCUUGCCGAAAAAAUGCAGUACUCUACAAGGAUUGCCAUGCAGGACCUGUGUGGCUGAGAGGUGGCCUGGUCUUCUUUGGGAUCUGCAGUCUGGUUCUUGACGUGUUUAAGAUUGGCUAUUACAUUAGUUAUAUUGAUUGCGAGUCUCCAAUCAAGCUUAUUCACCCCAUGGUGCAGAGCGCAUUCAUCAUCCUUCAGACAUAUUUUCUCUGGGUCUCCAGCAAACACUGUGUGCAGAUUCAUACCAACAUUUCCAGAUAUGGUCUUAUGUUGGUGCUCAUAACUAACCUCAGUAUCUGGAUGGCUGCAGUGACUGAUGAGUCUGUCCAUCAGACGAAGGACAUGGAGGAUGAUUUACAAGUUGUGGCCAGCACAGCUGGGUACCAUGAUCACAGAGAUGCUGGUGGAGCACAUGGCCACACUUGCCGUUGCAGUAACCACUUGUGCCACAUCUUUCAGACUGGAUAUUAUUACCUUUACCCAUUUAAUAUAGAAUAUAGCCUCUUUGCUUCAGCUAUGACAUAUGUGAUGUGGAAAAAUGUUGGCCGUGAGAUGGAUGACAACAUGCCAUGCCACCGACGUCUUAGCCCUUGUUUCUGCUUUCAUAGCGUCUUUGUGGGACUUAUACUCGGAGGAAUAGUUCUUCUUGGUGGUAUUGUGGCUCUUGUGACAUACAAAGUACAUGUCAAUAUCCAAGACAAAAGCUACCAGGCCCAUAUCAUGUUUUAUUCAUUCAAUGUCGUUGUCCUCACCAUUAUGUCCAUGGGUUCACUCACUGGAUCCAUCAUUUACCGUUUCGAUAAGAGGGACAUGGAUGGUCACAAGAAUCCAACCCGCACUUUAGAUGUGACUUUGCUCCUGGGAGCAGCACUCGGCCAAUACUGUAUUUCAUAUUACUCCAUAGUAGCAAUGGUGGCUACGACUCCUGGGGAGCUGCUCAAUGCUUUGAAUCUGGUGUACUCCAUACUCAUGAUUAUACAACUCACAUUGCAGAAUACCUUCAUCAUUGAAGGGCUACAUAGAGAAUCUUUCCAAGAUUCCCCUAUGGAUCCACAUAAAGAACUGGUUUACACAAAUGAAUCUGUUGCCCCUAGUCUACCUGAGGAAACAUCUCAUGAACCCACAGAACCUUCUGGAUCAAACACAGCAAAUAAUCAAAUGCAAGUGGAUCAUAUUCACCCGUGGAAUUUAAAAAGAAGAUUCAUUCAGGAGAUUUCCCUCUUUCUGCUGCUCUGUAACGUUAUACUCUGGUUGAUGCCUGCGUUUGGAGCUCGACCACAGUUAAAGAAUGAUCUAGAGAUGAAGUUCUAUGGAGCCACAGUAUGGACUAUAAUCACCAACAUCAGCCUUCCGUUUGGCAUUUUCUACCGUAUGCACGGAGCUGCCAGCCUCUUGGAAGUGUUUCGGAUGUCGUAGGUUGAGCAGACCCAGGAUGCAACGUUUUUAAAGACAAUGUGAAAAUAUACCUGAGACGGGCAAACCUCUUCCUCUCGUUGUGAUCUAUAAACAGAUGGAAACGACAACAAGACAGCAAGACUGAUUUAUUUUUUUAACUAUUUAUAGACAGUGAUGAGCGAAACAAUAUUGUGUAGUUGUUGUGUUUCUAACCUAAUCUGAGGAGCAGGGUUGCCAACCGCCUGUAAAUUAAAGGGAACCUGUCAUCAACUUUUCGCUGACAUCACGGAGGGCAGCAUAAAAUAGUGACAGAAAUGCUGA